GCGAGAGAGACGUGACGAGCACGAGCAGUUGCCAGCUGGUAGCCGGUCUACGUGGAUCGUCUACUGCCGUUGGAGAACGGAGCGGGUGUGUGUUCGCUUACACGCCAGCAUCGCGCGUGUGUGCCUUCUCUUUUUCCAUCGAGCGUAUACUCACACGGAGCGGACGGGGAUCUGCGCGAUAAGGCUCGUCGAAGAGGAGGAGGAGGAGGAGGAGGAGGCGGCCGCGGAGGUGGAGGAGGAAGAACCAGAAGAAGGCAGCCAAGAAAGCGCACCACGAUGGAUGAGUAACCGACCGACAACGACGUUGUUGAAAACAGGCAAACGUCAGUUGAGAGACGAUCGUUUCAAUUAAACGACGCUCGCAACGGGCUUCUACGUCACGCGCUACGCUCCGAUGCGAGCGUGGCCUCCGGCAGGAUGUCGUCGGUGUUCUCGAAGCUAAUCGACAAAACGUCCGCCAAAUACGGUAUCAGGCAAGACCAGCUGAUCCGUGGCGUGGCCGGCGUCGCGACCGCGCUCUACAUAAUCAAGAUCGGAUACCCGUUGGUAUCGUACGGUUUGAAGCAGUACAACAAGAAGAAAAAAAAGCGGAACGAGAAUGAAGUCCAGUCGUCGAACAACAGACACAAGAACGAUGUACGGCACAAGAACAACGUCAAGGCGGGAAAAUCGAAUAGCAAACUCGCGAAGCCGAACGUCGGACUGGAUCGCGAGUUCGUCAAACAGCUGAUCGCGUUGCUGAAGAUCAUGGUACCGGGAUGGAGAACGCGCGAAGCCGGUCUGUUGACCUGCGCGACGGUGAUGCUACUGGCCAGGACGUUCCUGUCGGUUUACGUGGCCGCUUUGGAGGGCCAGAUAGUGAAAAGGAUCGUGUUGAAGGACGUCAAGGUAUUCUCGUUGAUGCUCGGUAGAUGGUUCGCCAUCGCUUUGCCUGCCACGUUCGUUAAUUCGGCGAUCCGGUACCUGGAGGGACGGUUGGCUCUCAGCUUUAGAGGACGUCUGGUGGAGCACGCUUACAAAAUGUAUCUGAGUCAACAGACUUACUACAGAGUGACAGCGUUGGACAAUAGGCUCGGAGGUGCUGAACAAAGACUGACAGACGAUCUGUCUGAACUGGCUGGUUCCGUGGCUCAUCUCUACUCGAGUUUAACGAAACCGUUGUUAGACUGUGCUCUAGUAGCCAUUGCCCUUGUCUCGUUUUCUUCCAAGAUGGGAACGAGGCAGAUACGCGGACCAGUCCUGGCCUGCGCAGUGGUCGCUCUGACUGGUCAAAUUUUACGACUCACGUCUCCUAAGUUUGGCCAGCUGGUGGCCGAAGAGGCGUCGAAACGCGGAAUAUUGAGGGAGGCGCACGCUCGCGUCAAUGCUCACGCGGAAGAAAUCGCGUUCUACGGGGGUCAUUGCACGGAGCACAAAUACCUGAGCACCGCUUAUAAGUCACUCGUAUCGCACUUGAGAAGAGUCCUGGCUCUCAAGUUCUGGUACGUCAUGCUCGAGCAAUUCCUUAUGAAGUACGUUUGGUCCGGCACUGGCCUCGUGGUCAUCGCCAUGCCGCUUCUGUAUACCACCGUUACGUCAGGAAAUACUCAUGCAUCCGACGACGGCGACGCAGGUGGAGUCAGCGAACGAACUAGAUAUCUGACCACGUCUAAAAAUCUAUUGAGCUCCGGUGCAGACGCCGUAGAAAGACUUAUGUCAUCGUACAAGGAGUUAGUAGCAUUAGCGGGGUACGCAGCACGCGUCAGUGAGAUGUUAGACGUGUUCAAAGACGCCGCUCUGUGUAAAUAUAGAAGAAAUAUUGUCAAUAGCCCAGCGAGAGUGACGAACGGCACGGCUAACUUCGCUUUAGACAAUAUAAUCGAAUUGAAAGACGGUGCGCCGGUGAUAAAAGGAAUCGUGCGCGAAAGUACCGACGGCAGUAUAAGCUUGAUCGAUGUGCCAAUAGUCACGCCGAAUUGCGAAAUCAUCGUGCCUAGGAUAACUAUUCACAUAAAACCUGGCGAUAAUAUCCUAAUCACUGGUCCAAAUGGCUGCGGUAAGAGCUCUCUGUUCCGCAUAAUAUCUGGCUUGUGGCCAGUAUACGGAGGCACCUUAAUCAGGCCAGCGGAAAAUCACUCUGCGAAGCGUGCGCGACCUGCCCUGUUCUACAUCCCUCAAAAACCGUACAUGACCGUCGGUUGCCUGCGAGACCAGAUUCUCUACCCCUCGGAAUCGCAAACCGAGGACUGUUCCGACGAAGAGCUGUUGAAAUUGUUGGACGAAGUCGAUCUGCGAGGUAUUGCCGAGAGGGAACCGGAUGGACUCGACACUUUCGGCGAUUGGGACUCGACGCUGUCCGGCGGGGAGAAGCAGAGGCUCGCGAUGACGCGUCUGUUCUAUCACGCGCCGCAAUACGCUCUAUUAGACGAGUGCACCAGCGCGGUGAACCUCGAGGCCGAGGGAAAGAUCUACGACACCGCGAAGAGGAAAGGCAUCACUUUGUUAACGAUUACUCAUCGCGUAGCUUCGCUCGCCAAGUAUCACAAAUUGUUGUUACGCUUCGACGGGGAAGGCGGCUGGACCUUUGGCCCGUUGGACGCGGAAAACAUAGCUACGUACAUAACGCGCCAACCUCCUGCAGAAACCGAGCAACACGAAGUGAAAGGAGGCCACUAUCAGAUAUUACACGAGCUCCGUGACAAGCAUCCGGAGGACACGAAAGUCGGAAUCAGUUGAAGAAUCGGGCGAUUGUAUUUUUCCUAGUUAAUUCUCACGUAGCGCGAUUGUAAAUAGAUUCACGUUAGAGUUUUGUACAGUGGUUCACAAUUAUCUCCGAGUAAACACCGUAUUUUUGUAUACACGUUGCUAUUUAAUUUUAUGAAAUAUAUAUGAAUAGUUGUUGCCUGAA
Molecule: messenger RNA, 2887 nt
Organism: Ceratina calcarata
Lineage: Eukaryota; Metazoa; Arthropoda; Insecta; Hymenoptera; Apidae
Gene: ABCD
Product: ATP binding cassette subfamily D
Exons: 8
Coding region: 418-2715 (765 amino acids)
Biological process (GO): long-chain fatty acid import into peroxisome; very long-chain fatty acid catabolic process; peroxisome organization
Cellular component (GO): peroxisomal membrane
Molecular function (GO): ATP hydrolysis activity; long-chain fatty acid transmembrane transporter activity; ABC-type transporter activity
Source: RefSeq, a predicted model, not a curated record